AUGGUUUUGCCAGUUGAUGAAAGUUUAACAGAAUCUUUAGGAAUCAGAUCCAAAUACGCUUCGUUGCGGAAAGAUGCACUGUUGAAAUCUGUGUUUGGUGGUGCCAUUUGCCGGAUGUAUCGCUUCCCCACGACAGACGGAAACCACCUGCGAAUCCUGGAGCAAAUGGCAGAGAGCAUUUUGUCACUGCACAUCCCCAGGCAGUUCGUGAAGCUGCUUCUAGAGGAAGAUGCAGCAAGGGUUUGUGAGCUGGAAGAGCUAGGAGAGUUGUCUCCCUGUUGGGAAAGCCUUCGUCGACAAAUAGUUACUCAGUACCAAACAAUUAUAUUAACUUAUCAAGAAAAUCUAACAGACCUGCAUCAGUAUAAAGGUCCUUCAUUUAAAGCCAGUAGCCUGAAAGCUGAUAAAAAGUUGGAAUUCGUUCCCACAAAUUUACAUAUACAGAGAAUGAGAGUCCAGGAUGAUGCAGGAUCAGAUCAGAACUACGACAUAGUCACCAUAGGAGCACCAGCAGCUCACUGUCAAGGCUUUAAAUCAGGUGGCUUGCGGAAAAAGUUGCAUAAAUUUGAAGAAGCAAAGAAACACAGUUAUGAGGAGUGUUGCACUUCCACAAGCUCCCAGUCUAUAAUCUACAUCCCACAGGACAUCGUUAGAGCAAAGGAAAUCAUUGCACAAAUCAACACCCUGAAAACUCAAGUCAGUUACUAUGCGGAAAGGCUCUCAAGAGCUGCCAAGGAUAGAUCAGCUAAUGGUCUUGAAAGAACGCUUGCCAUCCUGGCAGACAAGACCCGGCAACUUGUCACAGUCUGUGACUGCAAGCUGUUGGCAAAUUCAAUACAUGGACUGAAUGCUGCAAGGCCAGAUUACAUAGCUUCCAAGGCUUCCCCAACCUCUGGGGAAGGGGAACAAGUGAUGCUGAGGAAUGACCAAGACACACUUGUGGCCAGAUGGACAGGAAGAAAUAGUCGAUCUUCUUUGCAGGUGGAUUGGCACGAAGAGGAAUGGGAGAAGGUGUGGUUGAAUGUUGACAAAAGUCUGGAGUGUAUUAUACAGAGGGUGGACAAACUCCUCCAGAAGGAGCGCUUGCAGAGCGACAGCUGCGAAGACGUUUUCCAGUGCGACACCAGCUGCACGAGUAAGAAAGAUUGCAGCCCCGCUCCGGAGGAAUCCGGCCCAGGUGAAUGGAGCGAGGCUCUUUACCCCUUGCUGACGACACUCACGGACUGUGUAGCCAUGAUGAGUGACAAGGCCAAGAAAGCCAUGGUCUUUUUAUUGAUGCAGGACAGUGCUCCAACGAUAGGGCUCUGCCUGAGCCUUCAGUAUCGCAGGGACGUUGUCUUCUGCCAAACUCUGACAGCCCUUAUUUGUGGUUUCAUUAUCAAGCUGAGGAACUGCCUACACGAUGAUGGAUUUCUGAGGCAACUCUAUACCAUCGGCUUGCUGGCGCAGUUUGAGAGCCUGCUGAGCACUUAUGGUGAGGAGCUGGCAAUGCUGGAGGACAUGAGUUUGGGAAUAAUGGACUUAAGGAAUGUAACCUUUAAAGUAACUCAGGCCACGUCAAGUACAUGUACUGAUAUGCUGCCAGUCAUCACUGGAAAUCGCGAUGGUUUUAACGUGAGGAUCCCUUUGCCAAGCGCCUUGUUUGACUUGCUGCCGCGAGAGAUUCAGAGCGGGAUGUUGCUGAGGGUGCAGCCUGUGCUUUUCAACGUGGGGAUCAAUGAGCAGCAAACCCUCGCAGAGAAGUUUGGAGACACGUCGCUGCAAGAAGUAAUUAACAUGGAAAGUUUAGUCCGGUUGAAUUCAUAUUUUGAACAGUUCAAAGAAGUUUUGCCUGAUGAUUGUCUACCUCGAUCUCGUAGUCAGACAUGCCUGCCUGAACUGUUAAGAUUUUUGGGACAAAAUGUACAUGCAAGGAAAAAUAAGAAUGUUGAUAUCCUUUGGCAAGCUGCUGAGGUGUGCCGCAGACUGAACGGUGUUCGUUUUACAAGCUGUAAAAGUGCCAAGGACAGGACAGCCAUGUCCGUCACCCUAGAGCAGUGUUUGAUCCUACAGCAUGAACAUGGUAUGGCUCCCCAGGUCUUCACCCAGGCUCUGGAGUGUAUGAGGAGUGAGGGUUGUCGGCGAGAAAAUACAAUGAAGAAUGUUGGAUGUCGCAAGUAUGCGUUUAAUUCCCUGCAACUGAAGGCUUUCCCAAAGUAUUACAGGCCUCCAGAAGGAACUUAUGGAAAAGUUGAAACAUAAGCUUACUCUGUCCUUUAAUUGCUGUUCCAUUAAAACAUGUGGAUAUGCUCUAGAUUAAUAUAUGAUUUUGUCAUCCAGAACAGAUAAAUAACUUUUUUGUACGUUUUGCUAGAUUAUCCGGAGCAUGUUACUUAAAGAAUUGGAAUCUAUAGUAACAGUUAUUCUGACACCUUAGCUUGAGAGUAGUGAUGACUCUGCCCAAUUAAAUAGCCUUCAGUGUAUGUAAGAUGAACAGAUGUUUUACCAUUUAAUACUUACCUAUAUGCAAAUAGCUAGGUACCUCCUGGAUGGCAUGGACUUUAUGAGUAAAUGGCACCUAGGCAGCUGUUUCACAUAACAUCUUUUAUACUGAGUUGACUUGAGAUUGAGCUUUUCAUAAACUUUUUAAAACCGAG
Tinamus guttatus (white-throated tinamou) is the source of this 2636-nucleotide messenger RNA. NCBI's taxonomy places the organism in Eukaryota, Metazoa, Chordata, Aves, Tinamiformes, Tinamidae. The record is from RefSeq and is a predicted model, not a curated record.